UUUCGGCGGUCACGUGAGAGGAGGGUGGACGGAAGCUUCUGGGUCUGAGGGAGACGGAGACGAUUUUACAAGGAAGAUCUGAAAUUCUGAAUUCUUAACUGGAAUCAGGGUUUUGGUUUUUUUUCAUUAUCUUCCUCAGUAAGCAAUGUCUUCUCCCGCGGAGUUUUAUCACUCUCUUCCGCCAAUAACGAAGGCAUAUGGCACCGUUUGCCUGUUGGCUACCGCAACUUACCAUCUUGGAUUAUAUCAUCCAGCUUACAUUGCACUAUUCUACGAUAAAGUGUUCUACGGUUUUCAGGUUUGGAGGUUGUUCACAAACUUAUUUUUCCUUGGACCAUUCUCUAUCAAUUUUGGGAUCCGUCUCCUAAUGAUAGUAAGGUAUGGUGUCCAACUUGAGAAAGGACCAUUUGAUCGACGGACUGCUGAUUUCUUGUGGAUGAUGAUAUUUGGUGCCUUUGCACUAUUGGUUUUGUCUGCUAUCCCCAUAUUUUGGUCCCCAUUUUUGGCAGUACCACUUGUUUUUAUGCUCCUUUAUGUUUGGAGUAGAGAAUUUCCAAAUGCCCAAAUCAACAUAUACGGGCUUGUUGCACUUAAGGCCUUCUAUCUUCCAUGGGCGAUGCUGGCUUUGGAUGUUAUUUUUGGAUCGCCUCUUAUACCUGACCUCUUAGGUAUCAUUGCAGGACAUCUGUACUACUUCUUUACAGUGUUGCAUCCACUAGCAGGUGGAAAGAACAUUUUGAAGACUCCAAUGUGGGUACAUAAAUUAAUUGCAAGAUGGAGAAUUGGAGUGCAACCAAUUAGCCGUGGGCCGGCUGCUAAUAACCCUCAGCAAGAGAGGGGUUCGGGAGUUGCUUUCAGGGGAAGAUCCUAUCGACUUGGUGGAUAGAUGCAAUUACCUGAUCAGCUGUUUCAUCUUCACUUAUUGGUUAUAGACAUGACACCACUGACAAAUGAAGCUGGACAGUUCCUUGAAAAUCGAACUUUGUUUUUGAGAACAGCCUUAUAGUUUUCAAUGAAUUAAUUGCCGAAUGUUGAUUCUGAAUUCAUUACUUUGUCCUCUCUUUCUAGAUAUGUACACUUUUUCGUAUUCGGUAUUAAAGCUAGUCCCUGUAGUUUUCAGUUUUCACCUCAAACUCUUAAUACUCCUGAAUCCAUGCCCCUGUGCAAGUGCUAAAAAAUGAAGCAAAGUUUGAUCAGAUAGCA
Glycine soja is the source of this 1203-nucleotide messenger RNA. RefSeq names its product derlin-1-like. The coding region runs from base 146 to 886 and encodes 246 amino acids. The transcript is spliced from 7 exons. Gene Ontology annotation, biological process: endoplasmic reticulum unfolded protein response. The record is from RefSeq and is a predicted model, not a curated record. NCBI's taxonomy places the organism in Eukaryota, Viridiplantae, Streptophyta, Magnoliopsida, Fabales, Fabaceae. Gene Ontology annotation, cellular component: Hrd1p ubiquitin ligase ERAD-L complex; endoplasmic reticulum membrane. Gene Ontology annotation, molecular function: ubiquitin-specific protease binding; misfolded protein binding.